AGAUGGAAGCUCUGACUCUCCUUCUCUGUCUGCUUCUAACUGCCUUUCAAGCUCUAUGUGCAGAAUCAUGUGGUGGGUAUUUGACAGAUUGGAGGGGUGAAUUAUUCAGUCCCCAGUACCCUAAUAACUACCCUGAUAACGCACAAUGCACCUGGACCAUUCAUAGCACAGGGAACAUGACCGUGUCACUGACCUUCAGCGGUGUUGUUUUGGAAACAUGCUGUGAUUACAUCAAAGUAUAUGAUGGCCCUUCUACCUUCCACCCCUUACUGGGAGAAAUACGGGACUACAGGAACCAGUCUUUCAAUUCCAACUACAGUGAUCUGACUGUGUUUUUCUACAGCGAUAGCAGUGUAACAAGUAAAGGAUUUCAUGCAAACUGGCUCUUUGUAGAUUCCAAUUCAUGCAGCAAUAACUGUGGAUACUCCCUUGGCAAUUGUUCAUGUGAAGACUCCUGUCAGCUCAAUAGUAACUGUUGUUACGACUACAGCUAUUACUGCUCAUAUGCAACCAUUUGGCCACAACCUACAACAGAUUCCAAUUCAUGCAGCAAUAACUGUGGAUACUCCCUUGGCAGUUGUUCAUGUGAAGACUCCUGUCAGCUCAAUAGUAACUGUUGUUACGACUACAGCUAUUACUGCUCAUAUGCAACUAUUUGGCCACAACUUACAACAGAUUCCAAUUCAUGCAGCAAUAACUGUGGAUACUCCCUUGACAGUUGUUCAUGUGAAGACUCCUGUCAGCACAAUAGUAACUGUUGUUACGACUACAGCUAUUACUGCUCAUAUGCAACCAUUUGGCCACAAACUACAACAGAUUCCAAUUCAUGCAGCAAUAACUGUGGAUACUCCCUUGACAGUUGUUCAUGUGAAGACUCCUGUCAGCUCAAUAGUAACUGUUGUUACGACUACAGCUAUUACUGCUCAUAUGCAACCAUUUGGCCACAACCUACAACAGAACGUGUGGAUUGUUCAUCAGACAACAUGGUCAUUGUCAUUCAAAGGUCUUACUUGAACUCACUCGGGUUGAGUGCAAAUGACCUUUAUGUGGACAACCAUCUUUGCAGACCCUCCAUCAGCAGUACUGAGGUUGUGUUCAGCUUCCCACUUGAUGCAUGUGGAACUGUCAAAGAGAUGAUGAAUGGUUAUGUGUCCUAUACAAACAAUGUGCGGGCCUCUCAGUCUCAGUCAGGUGAAAUCACUCGUCUGUCACAGUUCCUGCUACGGGUGGGCUGCCGAAUGGAGCCGGACACCAUGGUGCAGAUAUUCUACAAGGCCAGUGAGAUCAUCAAUGCCAACAUCACAGGAACGGGCCACUUCGGGGCCAGCAUUGCCUUCUACACCUCCAGCAGUUUCUACCAACAAAUUUAUGACUCUCCAUAUGAGGUGAACCUGAACCAGCCUCUGUAUGUUCAGGUCAAGCUAAACAGGCCUGACAACAGUCUGCUUCUCUUCCUGGACACUUGUGUAGCGUCUCCAAAUCCCAAUGACUUCAAAGAUCGCUCCUAUGACCUGCUGCGUAACGGAUGUCCCAGAGACAACACAUAUUAUUCCUACACCAGCGGUCAGCACUAUUAUGCUCAGUUCAGUUUCCGGGCUUUCAAGUUCCUCCGGACUCAUGCCUAUGUGUACCUGCAGUGUAAGGUGAUCAUCUGCCCUGAUAACGAUUACAACUCUCGCUGCCGCCAAGGUUGCCGCUACCGUCGCAAGAGAUCCCUUGACAGCUCCUACCACACCAAUACUGUGAUGCUGGGGCCAAUCAAACUCAAAGGAGCAUAGGACAGUGACCUGCUUACACAGAAGACGAAGGCAACAGAGUGAUUUGAUCAUCAGCUUUUUAAUUUCUGAUUUGUAUCAUUAAUCAGAUCACAUUAUCUUUCCUAAUGAUGUAUUUUUCCUGAAUUCAUUAAAGCAGUCCUUCUCCAAAUGCA
This is a messenger RNA of Onychostoma macrolepis, 1930 nucleotides long. Its product is annotated as deleted in malignant brain tumors 1 protein-like. The coding region runs from base 3 to 1778 and encodes 591 amino acids. Lineage: Eukaryota; Metazoa; Chordata; Actinopteri; Cypriniformes; Cyprinidae. The record is from RefSeq and is a predicted model, not a curated record. Gene Ontology annotation, cellular component: cell surface. The transcript is spliced from 15 exons.